CCAGUCAAAACACAAUAAAAGAAGAAGAAAAAAAAGAAAAUACGGAAAAUUCACUUGUUUCUCCGAAUUUUCGUUCAUCUGUGAUUGAAAUUAUCAAAAAUUGCAUCGAGUAAAAGUGAAUUGCCAACUUUUCGUGUACAAAUUAGCAAAAUUGAGAGAUUUAUGGUUUGAUUGUUAUUGUCCAAAUUAGAAACUGCAAAAAAUCCUUUGUUCCAAAGGUGAAUUUCGUGACAAAUUAUCGCAAAAAAUCUGCCCGAAAAUGAGUCUCGGAGGUCGAGCUGAUCUGGAUUCCGGCGGUUUCUUUGUGAAUUUCAAUCAGGAUUGCUCAUCUCUUGCGGUUGGAUCGCGCAGCGGAUACAGUUUGUUCGCUCUGAAUUCCGUGGAUACGGGUUUGGAGGAAAUUUACAGCAGUCAAGGCGAGGAUAUUUGUUUGGUAGAACGGUUGUUCAGCAGUUCAUUGGUUGCGGUCGUGUCGCUGAAUGCGCCGCGUAAACUCAAAGUAUGUCAUUUCAAGAAGGGAACAGAAAUUUGCAAUUAUUCGUAUUCGAAUACGAUUCUUGCGGUGAAAUUGAAUCGCGCACGUCUCGUCGUUUGCCUCGAAGAUAGUCUCUACAUCCACAAUAUCCGUGAUAUGAAGGUCGUUCACACGAUUCGCGAUACGCCGAUCAACACAAAUGGCCUCUGUCAGCUGAGUACGAACAGCGACAUUUGCUAUUUGGCCUAUCCCGGCAGUUCGACGAGCGGCGAAGUGCAGAUUUUCGAUGCGAUCAACUUGAAUGCGAAAAUUAUGAUCCCGGCUCAUGAUUCGCCAUUAGCUGCUAUUGCUUUUAAUCCGAAUGGCACCCAAAUCGGUACAGCAAGCGAAAAAGGGACCGUAAUUCGCGUUUUUUCCGUCAAUGAUGGCACGAAGUUGUACGAAUAUCGUCGCGGCGUGAAACGUUGCGUCAGUAUCUCGUCCCUGGCAUUCAGUACAUGUUCAAACUACUUGUGUUGCAGUUCAAAUACGGAAACGGUGCAUGUCUUUAAGCUCGAUAGCAGCAACGUUGAAGCGACGCACGAUAAUAAGGAAGCCCCAAAAGACGAUUGGAUCGGAUACAUUAGCAAAACGGUGACGAGUUAUCUUCCGAGCUAUUUGCCGUCGCAGGUAACGGACGUAUUUACGCAGGGACGAGCUUUUGCAUCGGCACUUUUGCCCCAUCCGGGACUCAGAAAUAACGUCGCAAUUGCUACUAUUCAAAAAUCUCUAAGACUGCUCGUCGCAUCUCAAGAAGGCUAUUUGUACGUAUAUUCAAUAAAUUCCGAAGGCGGCGAUUGUCAAUUGCUUAAAAGACACGAUUUACGAAACCUUGAUGGGCAUGGUGUCAAAACAGAAUCAGUUUCGCUUCCGGCAAGUGAAGAUGGCGUUUCCAGUUAUGCAGCAGCAGUAAAAGGAGCUUCCUCAACGGAAGACGAGUAACAUCCAGUUGAAAUAAGGCACGAUGAACUUGACGAUUAUGACGACGACUUUACGGAUAUUGUCAAAAUUUAAUGUAAAUAAGCUUGAGAAAAAACAAAAUGGACAAAGUUGCUUUAGUGAGAGAUGUUUUUUAGACGGUUUUUAAAAUAAUAUUGUGUAUGAGCAGUCCAAUCAUUCUUGUAAAACGUCAAAAUAAGCAUUAUGAUUAUUAUUCUCAUACUAUAAGUUUAUGUGAAAUGCUGUAAUGUUGCAUAAUAAAAAAAAAAU
This is a messenger RNA of Culicoides brevitarsis, 1723 nucleotides long. RefSeq names its product WD repeat domain phosphoinositide-interacting protein 2 (gene Atg18a). Gene Ontology annotation, molecular function: phosphatidylinositol-3,5-bisphosphate binding; phosphatidylinositol-3-phosphate binding; protein binding. Gene Ontology annotation, cellular component: cytosol; phagophore assembly site membrane; extrinsic component of membrane. Lineage: Eukaryota; Metazoa; Arthropoda; Insecta; Diptera; Ceratopogonidae. Gene Ontology annotation, biological process: nucleophagy; autophagy of mitochondrion; protein lipidation. The record is from RefSeq and is a predicted model, not a curated record. Bases 260 to 1456 code for a protein of 398 amino acids. The transcript has 5 exons.